UCUGCAGCUCAAAUGGUCUCUUAUGAAGGCUGCAAGCUCUUUCAGUUAGCUUGCCUGUAUCCAGAAAUUUACUCUUCAUCAAUCAUCAGCAGGCUACUUAAGUGGAAUCGUAAAUUCGUGAUGUGUUAGUAAAAGUAGAUGUUUUUGUUGUCCUAUCUCAAACAUGGAUAUCCAGUCAUCACCUACUCUUUUCAUUUACAGGAAGUGAUCUUGGAAUCUGAAAAUAGAACAGCUACAUCGGAGAACAAGUUUCUAAGGGUUAAUCUAAUUGGAGAUUUUGGUUAGAUACUAUAGCAUUCAUUCUUUUGAAGACCAUUACGGCAUUACCUCGUCCUUCUGUGACAGGUAUUCAUUCUUUCUUCACUAAUAUUUUCCAGUUACGGUAUUCAAUUUCCCUCUGUCCCUUCUUUAUCAUUUUCUCCACGCCUCUGCAAUGAAGUGAGCUACACUGGAUCGCUGUAAACAUUAGUUCAGGAGCAACAAUAAGAGGUUCUGAUGAAAACAAUUGAACGAAUCAUUUGAGUUUUGAUGUUGUGUCCUGAAAGCCAUCUUAGCUUGUUAAUUUCUUAUAAUUAGGGAACCCAUAUGAGACACAGAUGAAUAGGCUAUUCUCCUUUUUAAAUUUCUGCUCUACCUCUCCAUUCUGUAGAAGCCAUUUUCUACCACAUUGUUUAAGCUAAUAUUUGGAAGCAAGUGAAUGUUGGAUAAAAAGGGAGUUUGAACUUCUGUUUAAAGCAUACCUUUCUCGGCCUUUUGGCUAAGAUCAAGUGUAGUAUCUGUUCUUAUCAGUUUAAUAUCUGAUACGUGGGCCAAUGGUCCACACGAUAUUAAAUUAAUUUUUUUAGGGGGAGAAGCCCACCGCUGGAGCUUGCUUCAGGGGCUUUUCGUGUGUCGCCCAUGCGUUGCACUACUGCACGGGCCUGGCGCACCCCACCAAUUUUAGUAAAAUAUAUUUAGCAUGUUCUGUUCUAGAGCCCAAAGUAAAACGAAUGCAGUUAAACGAAGACGUGGAACAACAUUGCUGUUUCUAUAUCUCUACGUCGAGCUUGUAGUUACUUCUCCUGUCAUAUGUAUAUGCUAUAAAUAUGAAGCAGCUCAUAGUUGAUAUGUGUUGUGGAAUGAGGGUUAUUGUCACUGACAAGAACUGGGGAGGAAUUUUUCAAUGUGGAUGCUUGAGAGAGUAAAGAUUAAUGCUGGAUCCAAUAAAUUUGGCACAACUUAUGAGACUUUCAAUGGAAAAUCAGAUUUUCGUGCCUCGCUAUGAUGGAGUUGCUUGCAUAAUCAGUUGUGGAAUUGAUAGAAUUGAGAGCAGAUGGCAUAGAGUUUGUCUACCUCGUUUUGUUCCUGGCACAAUGUUAGAAUUUAUGCUGAAAUUUUCUUUUAGUCCACACUUUUUCGUCUUCACAUCUGCAAUAUUUUUCAUCGUCAAAGGUCCAGAUUAAGGUUUUUUAAGGCUACCACAGUAAUGUGAUUGUAACCUGUAACUACAAUUUAUAAAAGGUACAACAUUGCUGAAGUAUGACUCAUAAAACUGUUGCCUUUAUAUGUGUUUGGAAGUUCAUGAACUCUGUUUAAUAUGCAUGUAUUCUGAAAUUUCCAUUUACAGGAUCCCAGGGAAAAUUGUGGGGUUACAGUUCCCACAUUUGAAGCCCUAACUCAGUUCGCAACUGCUAUUGUUACCGCUAAGAAUACAGGGAAAGUGGAAACAUCAUACAGUUUAACGGUAGAAUCCACCCUUCCUCUGCAGUUAUUUUAUCAUGCAACUCACAAUACUUAAUGGGAACUGUUAUUUUCCCAUUGUUUUAGUAAACUUGCAUUAUUCUGAAUUGAAAUCCAUUAACAAUUAGUUCCCAGCUAGACUUGGCCAAUAUAAUCAUAUCUUAUUUUCUCCUGGUCGAGUAAGUUCCUAGUUGAAGAUAACCUGGUUGCUGCGUUGACAAAUUGCUCCAUCUUGCAGUGUGACUGCUCGAAAGUCGUUUCCCUUAUGGAGGUACCUUCAAAAGUUCCAGUCUUCUUCCUUCAUAUGACUCAUAACAAUCAAAAGUUUUGUGAGCAUAACUCUAGCAUUCCUUCUUUGAGGAUAUUUACCUCGUGCUUCCAUGACAGGUAUUCAUUCUUGCUUCACUUAAAUUGUCCAGGUAUGGUAUUCAAUUUCCCUCUGUACCUUCUUUAUUAUUCUCUCCAUGACUCUGCAAUGAAGUGAGCUAUACUGGAUCAUUGUAAACACUAUUUCAGGAGCAACAAUAAGUGGUUUUGAUGAGAACAAUUGAACGACUCAUUUGAGUUUUGAUGUUGUCCCGAAAGCCAUCUUUGCUUGUUAAUUCCUAUAAUUAGGAAUUCCUAUAAUUAAAGAGAAGAAAGGUGAGUAAUUACCAAUCCUACGUCUAAGGUUUAAGGAACGGUAAUUGGGUUUGCUGCGCUAUGAGCUCUCUCUUUUUUGACAGGAAAUUAUGAGCUUUCUCGUUUCUUUAUUUCUGCUCUACCUCGCUAUUCUUUAGAAGCCGCUUUCUACCACAUCCCUUAAGCAAUAUGUGGAAUGAAGUGGAUGUUGAAUAAAAGGAGAGUUUGAACAACUGUUUAAAGCAUACCUUUCUCGGCCUUUUGGCUAAGAUCAAGUGUAGUAUCUGUUCUUAUCAGUUUAAUAUCUGAUACGUGGGUCAAUGACCCACACGAUAUUAAAUUUAUUUUUAUAGGGGGAGAAGUCCACCACUGGAGCUUGCUCCAGGGGCUUCUCGUGUGUCGCCCAUGCGUUGCACUACUGCACGGGCCUGGCGCACCCCACCAAUUCUAGUAAAAUAUAUUUAGUUUGACAUAUUGCAGUUUCUAUGUUUCUAUAACGUGCUUGAGUUUCCUUCCGUUGGUUAUAUGUAAUAUGCUGUAAUAUGAAGCAGCUCAUUGUUGAUCUUUGUAUUGGAAGGAGGGUUCUGGUCACCCACAAGAACUGGGAGCAAGAGAUUUACGCUGGAUGGUGUUGAGUUCAAUAAAAUUGGGUCACUUAGGAGGCUUUCAAUGGCAAUCAGAUUUAUGUGCCUCACCAUACUGGAGUACUUGCAUGAUCAGUUGUGGAACUUCUGGAAUGUUAGUAUCCCCUAGUCUUGAUUCCUUUCAGUCUGAUGUUCCAUAAUCUCCUUCUGUUGCUUAUGCAAUUUUUAAUUUUUAUCAAGCUACUGACCUGUUUCAUCUGAGAUUUGUCAUCGGGGACAGGCUGAUCAAAACCAAAAUGUUUGCUUCUCGCUUUGUUUCUGGCGUGAUGUUAGAAUUGAUGCUGAAAUUUCCUUUUAGUCCACACUGUUUCCUCAUCAUAUCUGCAAUGUUUUCCUUCAUCAAAGGUCCAUCUUGUAGUUUGGCUGCUUGAAAGGCGUUUCCCUUAUCGAGGUACCUUCCUUCACAAGUUCCACUCUUCUUCCUUAAUACGACACAUGACAGUUAAAAAAUUUUAUGAUCAUAACUCGAGGGCUGAUGACUCAGGAGCAAUUCUUCAUCAUGAAACCAAAUGAAGUCGCUACUCAAUGAUUUAAACUAUACCCAACAAAUGAUCAAGCUGCAAGUUAUGCAUGUUCAGGUAAUUACAGUACCAGCAGUGUCCAUUAUAAAAUUUUAGUUUAUCAUGAGUACUAAUGUGAGGUAGCAUCCGGUUUGGAUUCUUAGUGUUUCUUUUUAGUGCAGCUGUUCUGAAGCACUCUAAUUUCAAUCAAGUGGACCGAGCCAAUUGCCAAUUUUAUAUGACAGCUACUACUAUAGACAAUGGGUCUCAGCCUCUCAGGUUUGCCUAGUUGAUUAAAUCUUUGUUCGUCCAUCAAUUCAUUUUCUUAGCUUAGUUCCGUAAGGCGUUAGAUAUGAUCUGACUUCACUGUAAAAAGUCUGAAGUAUAGGAACUAGAUUCUGUGAGUGCUAAAGUGAAAGGAAUCAGUUCCAUAUGCGGUUCACUUACGAAGUAGUUCUAUACAUGUUUGGGAAUUUUAGUAAGAAUGAGACUCGAUCUUAUCAAAUGAAUUUGAUUAAUGUGGUCAGUGCAUCUAUCUUUCUAGAUAUGUGAUUUCCCUCUUAAUUAUAUUCAUCAAUCUGGAACACUCUUAACUAUAUAUUGAUCAAUCUGGACAGCAUGUGUCAAUCCUGAAAGUUUGUCAAUUUAGGUGAACUGAAGCAAUUGCAUGGCAUUUUCACAUGACAGAGUGAUUCAAUUAUAAAACUUUUGUAGAUUGGUCCCUUUAUACCACCAAAGACAGAACGGAAUCGGUUCCCGGAGUCUAUUAAAAUAAUGCGGAACAAACUGUGGGAUGGUUUGUUAGACUUCAUCAUGGGAAGAACUUGCAGGUACAUAAUCUGGAGUGAGAUGUAGUCGAAACAUAUAUUUCUUUUAUGUGGAGUAUAUUGAAGACAUAUGCAAUCUUGCUGUGAAUGCCUCUUGAGCAGAUUUAUCUGUCGAGGAUCUCUGGAACACAUUUGUUAGUAGUCUUUCAUGGUCUUUCGUAUUAUAUUUUUGUCUGAUCUUAAAGUAUUGAAAAACCAACUAUAAUUGUGAUUGCAAUGCUUGUGCUAAUCUGACUUCUACAUCAAAAAGGUUUCUUUGAUCCUCUUUAUGAUUGGUGGGAAGAUCAUCUUGGGCAUGAGAAGCACCAGACAAGAAAUGUGCAAUUAUUCCUAUAUCUAUUGGCUUUGCCUGCGCUGUGAGCUCUCUCCUCUCUUUAUUUCUACUCUACCUCACUAUUCUUUAGAAGCCACUUUCUAUCUACCACAUAGCUUAAGCUAAUAUGUGGAAGGAAGUGGAUGUUGCAUAAAAGGGGAGUUCGAACAACUGUUUAAAGCAUACCUUUCUCGGCCUUUUGGCUAAGAUCAAGUGUAGUAUCUGUUCUUAUCAGUUUAAUAUCUGAUACGUGGGCCAAUGGCUCACACGAUAUUAAAUUAAUUUUUAUUGGGGGAGAAGUCCACCACUGGAGCUUGCUCCAGGGGCUUCUCGUGUGUCGCCCAUGCGUUGCACUACUGCACGGGCCUGGCGCACCCCACCAAUUCUAGUAAAAUAUUUGUUUACUGCGUUUUUUCUUGUAAUUGCAAGCUCUAAAUUGCUGAACUGGAUGCCAGUGUUGUUGUAGGACGUUACUGUUUCUAGGUAUCUCCAAUGAGUUUGCAGUUGCUUCAGUUCGUCAUAUGUAUAUGCUGUAAUCUGAAACCUUUCAUCAGGCUACUGAUCCUUUUCAGCUGAGAAGUGUCAUCGGAUUCAAUCUGAGGUUAGCAUGCAGGUGCUCAUACGUUCUCCAUCGGAAUAACUGAGGUUCUUACCACAAACCUAUUGGUAAAUUAAGAGCAGAUGACAUAGAAUUUGUCUACGAAAGGUUUGCUUCUCGCUUUAUUUCUGGCAUGCUGUUAGAAACUUAGAAUUGAUGCUGAAGUUUCCUUUUAGUUCCCACUAUUUCUCGUCGCUUUGUUUCUGGUAUCAUGUUCGUUCUCUUAGCUUAUGAAGUUCCAUAAAAUCAUAUUUGGAACGUGGUAGAGAUGAUCUGACCUCACUGUGAAAAGUCUGAAGGAACUAGAUUCUGUGCGUGCUAAAGUCGAAGGAAACAGUUUCAUUUUGGAAAUGAAUUGAGAACUUGGCUUGGGUAAACAGAUAGUUCUAUACAUGUUUGGGAAAUUUGGGCUCUGUUUCAUAAGAGUUAGUUGCAUUUCUGAUUGAAACUGUACUUUAUGUGUCUAACUAGAUAUUCUCUUUCCACAUAGAGCAGCCAGUAAGCACAAAACCUCUUUCGUCCAUGGGAGUUGGAGCCACUGAUCUGCAAUCAUGGUAUAGAAAAAUAAGUUUUGAUGCUAAGAAUGAGACUCGUAACCAAAUGAACUUGAUUAAUGUGGUCAGUACAUCUAUCUCUGUCUAGAUGACUUAUUGUGAUUUCCCUCUUAACUAUAUUGAUCAGUCUGGACUCUGGACAGCAUGUGUCAAUCCUGAAAGUUUGUCAAUUUAGGUGAACUGAAGCAAUUUAAUGGCAUUUUCAUAAGAUAAACCUCAAACUUGCAAUGUUCUAGGAUGAUUUUGCUAAUGAUGAGUAUCAUCUUGCUGGUAUUAGAAGGAAAUGCGAUGGCUUCUUUGAUUUUAAAUGCCACAUACAUUAUAUAUGCAUGAGUCGGAUGGUGAUGUUUGGUCUACUUCUAGCUAUUUUCCUGACAGCUGAAGCCUUUCGUAUUAUUAUUUGUGUCUGAUCUUAAGAAUUGAAACAAGACUUGAAUAUUUUGACGUUAACAACGAUAACAACUAUAAUUGUGAUUGCAGUGCUUGUGCUGAUAUGGCUUCCACAUCAAAAAGGUUCCUUUAAUCCUCUUAGUGAUUGAUGGGAAGAUCAUCUUGGCAAUGAGCUGCAUCGGACCAGAAAUAUGCAUAGACGCUACAGUCAUGUUGAGAAACACCAUGAUCAUACACAUUGAGAGUUCAGCUUUUAGGAAUGUGGAAUGGCAAGGGACGCGGUACUUUGACAGGUUGACAAAUGGUGAAAUAUAUGAUCACCCAGCUCAAUUUGCCAUCUUGAUCAGAGAAAAUAGUUGGACUUGGUUGAAUCUUACUCGAAGUCUUAGAACGGAUGAUGGCAGAAUAACUUUAUCGUCACAUUUUCCUUCCUUUGUCUUCUUAAACACCAUUGCACUCAGGGGCAAGAAAUUAACUGAGCAUCCAGACACUUCAGGGCAUUUGGCGGUGGCAUGAGAUUUUGUGUUUGUACAUAAUUUACAAAUGUCCAGAUUGCGACUCUUCUACACUACUAGAUCACAAAGUACAGGUAGAACAAACUUUCUCUUUCAUAGUUUCAUUAACUGGCAGAAAGAAGAGGAGGCUGACCUGCUGAUCUUUUUAGGUGGAAACCGACGAAAUGUUGUCCUAUACCUCUGGUUUACACUUUACAGUUGCCUGAUGGAUAUCAUGUUCAAAUCCUGGAAAGGGAUACAUAACGUAAUGUGCAGAAUAACACAGGAUAAAGGCGGUCUGCCUAGAGAACCAGAAUUACAAGAAUUUUUGUCCAUGGCCUCUUACUGGUAUGGUGGUUGAACCAACGGGCAUAGCAGUGGUUGAACCGACUUUCACCUUGACCAGUGAGACUAUUUGUCCAUGAGAGGAGAAGAAGGGUUGGUUGGAAGUUGGAACCUUGACUCUUGGAUUGGUGGGCCGCGAGAAUUUCCAUAUCUGGUUCAACUGGUUUGGCCCGACAGAAGUUAUUAAAGCAGGCGUAAUAAAUGGGCCCAUAGAGUGGUCGGGCCCAAUAAAACAUAUUUAUAAUAUUCAAGACACUUUCUGUGAAUUAUCAAUGGUUGCAAUUGCAUGCACCAAUUUGAAGACUGUGUCCGAUAAAAAAAAAAAUUUGAAGACUGGGAGGAUUUUAUGCAACACCAUAUCAUCUUAUUUUCUUCUAUGCUUUGUCCCCCGCCCGAAUGGCUUGUAUAUGACAAGGAUUUCGAUAUCGUAUCGAAAGUUAUACCGGUAAAGUCGGUGAUAUGCUAUUAUAUAUUGAAACUAUGACUUUAAACCAUCUCUUUUAUGACACUUCUAAGAUAAUAAAUAAAGGCAAAGGCGCACAGAAUACAAGAUGUGAAGGGCUUCAUGACAGCCUUUGUGGUAGGAUUCCUACCGGAGACAGCUAGCGGAGACCAGCACUGGCUGGACUGUCCUUAAUACUUAAGCCAAUCCCCAUUGCUUCCUUUCCAUCUUCCGGCCAAAGAAUGGGCUUGUAGAAGAUCAUUGAGUUAAGUAUUUAGGGAGGGUGGAUCAGACCACUUACUUCUUAGAGAGUGACGAGGGCUAGUGUGAUGUAAGCUAGCGGAACUCGCGAAACCGGACACAAGGGCUAAUCAGAAUCCAACCAUCUGAAACCGAUAAAAUCAUCAAUCGGUUUAAGUUUAAAAAUAAAGAAUUUUACGAUCGAAUACGAUUUCACAAACACGGAUACAAAUACAGGUGCUAAGCCUUGGGUUCAGACUUUUUCCACAUCGAUGAUCGGGCUUAACAUUUGCUGACAGCUGUAAAUAGGUACAAAAAUUCAAUUUCAUUGCAGAGACCGAAAAUGCCAACAAUUAAUCCAGCGAUUAACACAUACGUACGCAACCCACCCCCCAAUCUUAAUGACGCACCCACACCCAUUUUCCACGUGCAUGAACAACAACAACAAACAACGGCCACUACAUAUCUCAUCCGCGCAUCGGCAGGCAAAUACUGAACAAACACACAAACCCAAGUACCCAACCAAUUUAUCGAUCUCGUCAAAACUAUACAUCUCAUCCGCAUCCGCUAUGGCAGUUCCCAAGGCGGCGGCCACCGUAAUCAUGAUCGGGAUGAUAACAACAACAAUGUUGGUGCAGGGCUGCGAGGCCGGUGUGGUUUCGGAAGCUUUGUGCAGCGGCACCCUGGACCCGGCCGUCCCUUCAUGCACCAGAAAACUGGCCGCCGAACUCGCGGCCGGCGGGUACGGCGGUGUCGACUACAACGAACGAGAGCAGUGCUACGUGAAUCCCAGCACAACCGUCUACGCCCAGGCGACAUGUACUAGUAGUACUGCCUGCGGGGAAUGCUUGAGCGAGAUCACCGCCCAGUUGUUUAAUUCCUGCUCUGAUAUGGCCGUCGGGGCUCAGGCCCACAGCUCCGGUUGCUCCUUUCGGUACGAGAUUUCUCCUUUCUAGCUAACUACGUACCAACUUUGUAGAAAGGGGAAAUGAUCUUAUGCUCGCAGCUAGCUAGCUAGCUACUUUAACUUUUGCCCUACUUUAAUUUUUUUACCUACCUAUCAAACAAGUUGUAGCGUGUUUGAAGAAAGGAGAACGUUGAAUAAAAGCUUUGGACUUUAUAUUUGUGCACUUCAGAUUGUAUGGGGAACAAAGAGUUUACAAAGGGGUUUGAAUUCUGGGAUCUUGACUGACUUAUGAUUCAGCUUGCUCUUCAUCACCACCAGAAUAUCCAACUCCACCUAAGUAAUAAUUAUCUAUUUUUUUUAGUUACCUGAAUAGGAAUAAACGGUUUGAUUUACGCGCGCGAUAAAUGAAUGAUAUGGUAUGAAUAUUAAUUAUUUGACGUGAAUAUAUGAAUAUAUUGUAUGUACAAUUUUAUUUCUGGAAAUGCAUGCCCUCCUAGCGUGGGGAUUCCACAAAGUCGAGCUAUAAAUCGUCUCCCAUACAGCAAUUUAGGCGCUAUUCGGUCUGCUUCGCCUUCUGGAACAUGCAUGGGAGGUGAAUUUAAUGCAUAUGUUUCGAGAGGGCAAUGUGGUGGCCGAUUAAUUGACAUCGGUUACUGAUAGUGGUACAGCUCAUAGACCGGCCUCAAAGUUCCAUUUUUAAAGUACUUAUUGUAUUAUGACAUUUAUUGACUUUCAUAUCCCGCGACUUGUUAAUACAUAAAGAUUAGAGCG
Linum trigynum is the source of this 9365-nucleotide messenger RNA. NCBI's taxonomy places the organism in Eukaryota, Viridiplantae, Streptophyta, Magnoliopsida, Malpighiales, Linaceae. The record is from the annotation of a GenBank genome assembly.